UGGAAAUGACUGGGGAAGGUGAGCGUUGAAUUUGGAGGCGAAGAAAUCAUGGCAAAAUGUAUCUGUUUUCUUCAAGUCCUUGUCACCAAUUGUCAAUACAAUGAACGUUAGGCAAUUGUCUUCCUUCUGAGGAGAAAUAGGUAAAAAAUGGAAGGAGAAGAUGACAAAAACGACGUGGUUUAUUCGAGUGGAGAUGAAGGUGGUGCGAGUGUCAUGUCGGAAAGAGUGUCCAAUCUUGCUAACAGUAUUUACAGCGAGUUUGAGCGAAUGAUACAAAAGUACGAUCAAGACGUUGUUUCAGGACUUAUGCCGCUCAUGGUAUCAGUCUUAGAACAGCUUGAUAGCGCUUAUGGAGACAAUAACGAACAACUUGUGGAACUGGAAAUUCUGAGUGAUGAUAACGAGCAACUUAUAACGCAAUAUGAAAGGGAAAAGCAGCUACGAAAGCUGGCUGAAAACGUAAGUGAAAUAAUCCGUACUUUUGUGAAUAUUCAGCUAUGAUUAUCGAAAUUGAAGUCUUUUGUAUUUAAUGACGAAUUUAGUCAUUGUCUGAGUUGAUAAUUUCUAACUUUCAGUGUGAUCUACCUGUUCGAUGCAUUUGAGCAAUUUUGCAUUAGUACGUGGAAUACUAUUGGAAUUAAUACUAUGUUCCACUGCGAUUUUUUUUAUUGUUGUUGACUGAAAAGUUUCGUGAAUUUUAAGCCAUGUUUUUGUGGUCAAUAAUUCAUCAUUAGUUAUUUUUUGCCUUUAUUUCGAAAGAUCUACGUAAGGCGUUGUCUUUUCGGCAAUUUUGUAGCUUCGAUUCUAAACUUUAAUUUUGAAGGUUGUUACUCUUUUUAACCUACAAAAGUAGAAAUUGAGUAUUCUGAUUUAAUCGUAUUAUGAUAUAUUUCUUCAUCACCUUGCAGUAAGCUUACUUACAUAAUAAUUUGCUUGUGGGGUAACGAUUUUAAGCGUAGUGCUCUUAGUUUUAGCCCGUGACUCUCAAAGGAUAUAUUUUUGGAGCCAAAUGUAAAUUUUAAAGCUUUACAUCAACGGAAAUAUUCUAAGAACAAUUGAAAGAAGUGAUUUAUUCGCAGCAGCUGAGAAUAUUUUCAAUGCGUUUUCAUUGAGCGGAAUACACGUGGGUACAGUUGUGUCUGAGAUCAACAAUUUUUAAAUUACAGCAAAGGUAAACAUUGUUCAGUACGAUUUGUGUACUUCUUCACUACUUCGGCGACGCAAUUUUAAACUUCAAAAUAAAAAUAGUUUUAGUAUUUACAUCAGACCAGGAUUUAUCAUUCAAAACACUGUAAAUCCUGAUUGUGAUCUUUGGGGUUUUCAAACCUCCACAAGGGGUAAACUAUUUACCUGCAAAGGUUACAGGAAAAUUGAUUAUUGGAGGCACUUAGCUCUAUAACUUUAUAUUUUACAUGCAUAUGAGGAGUCACAUCUUUUUCAGCUUUGAAAUUCAUACAGAUAUAUAUUUUCUAUAACAUUUUCCUUGAUGUGAAUGAAGGAUUAAAUAUAGGUUGCUGUGAAUUCUGCUUAAUCUUUGGUUUGAACUUUUGAGUUUUUCUUUAACACAAGGUCGAUGGGUCAGGUUACGGGUCAUUAGAGCUUGUUGUUUUAGAAAAUAGUGUCAUUAAUUUCCCUUUGUAACAGUUGAUGAUACCUUAAUAUCCACUUUAUAAACCUCUCACAACAUGUGCAAGUCUGAAUAUUAAUUUAACUAUGAAUUAAAUCAAUUAAAUUUUCUUAAGAUUUUUUGGAAUUUUUAAUGCCAAUGAGCUUUUGUUUUAUGGUGGGGUCGGGGGAGAGGGUUAAACCUUUAAGCCCUAAGAAUGGUCAGCAUGAAAUUUGUCCUCAUAGUAUCAAUGCUUUAUAAAACAGAGUCAUCAGGAGAAUUGAGGACCUGAUCAGGAAAGAUGAAUCUAAUUGAUACUUUAACAAAUUCUCCCCACUACUUCUAUUGAAAACACAGAGGGACAACAAAUGAGAAUAACAAUUUUGAUAUUAGGGUUGAAAGGGUUAAGGGGCAGGGAAGGGUAGUGGUAAGAUGGAUUAGCCAAACUCUUCAAUCAUUAUAUACUAGGGUGCAAAGAAAGUCAGUUUUACAGCUUGCCAUUUGGGCAGGCUGUAGCUACAGUCUCAGACAAAAAUAGUUGGGACACUUUAACCAAACGCUGUUUUUUCCCUUCUCGUGCUCCCCUCGUCCCUCUCAAAGUUGUUUAUCGCGGUUUGGUCACCAAAUCUUGUACACCAACAUUGAGGGGACAAGGAGACCCCAAAGUGUCCCAACCAUUUUGACUGAGACUGUAGCAUGUACUAGCCCAAAAGUCAUUUCAUCUAGCCCGAAAAAAAAAUUAUGAUGAGCAUUGGUUACAGUUCUUCUGUAAUUUGAAUUCCCCCGAAAAAUUUCAUUUUCCCAUCGGGCAAGUUAAGAACAGAAAUCACUAGCCCGAUAGCAAAAUCCACUAGCCCUGAGCUAUUGGACACCACUUUCUUUGCACACUGUAUAUGUUGUGGUUCAGUUUUAUCCUUAGUUUAAUUUUUAUUUUCCUUUGUUUUUGGGCAUGUUUAUAUAUGAUAAUGAGUUUGAAACAAAGGAAAAUAAAAUUCAAACCAAGGAUAAAAUUGAACCACAACAUAUACACUAUGAAUUUUUUUCACAUUCUUCUUUCUUCGCACUAUGAGCCUUUGUAAAUACACUUCGCUGCAAAAGAAGGCUCUAAGGAAUAUAUAAGGGCAACAGAAUUUAAAGGGCUCGAAUUUAAUGGUAACCUGUUAACCAAUGGUUAGUAGUUUUCAACAUUUGUUGGCAAUAAUGUGUCCAAGUGACCAACAUGGCUCAAAGCAAAAUUUCGUUUUUGAACACUGGCAUGGAGGACUCAAGAAAGCAGUGAGAGGAAAAAUGUAAAUAAGGGCCAAUAAUCUGCAUGAAUGGAAAAAGACAUGUUUCUGGUUACAGUCCAAUGAGGUUAAAAAUGGGGAGGGUAGCGCAUAAAAUUUGUGUCAAAUAACCCAGAGGGUGAGUUAUCCAAAUGCUUGAAUUCGAGUCCUGAUUUGCUAUUGUUUCGCUAUUGAGCAUCAUAAUUUUGUAUUUAUUAUGCACUCAGAAAUACCUUGAGAUUGAAGAUCAGAUAGAAGUUGAAAAGAGAGAUACCCAGAAACAAAUUGAUUCGCUGGAACAUGACAAUAAGAGUUUGGAGGCUCGUAUCAAGAGCUAUCAGGAUCAUGGUGAGUUUUAAGUCACAUUUAGUGAAUAGUUAAAUCAGUAUGAAAUUAAACAAUAAUUAAAUCAAGGGAAAAGGUGGAGGGGGAGGGGCUAACAGCUCUAUUUUGGAGAGAAGAAAUUGACAGUAAAAGACAAGCCUAAUUUUCAAGAAAAUGGCUCUCUUUCAGGGUGUUCAUUAGGCAUUGGAGAUUGGAGAAUUCUCCGUUUACUAGGCAGAAUUCUCCAGCAAACAUUUGGUAGCCUAUGACUAUAUUUUUUUUGGACGUGGAGCCUCUUUCAAAAUAUUAUCCUGUAACGUUACCCCUUUCUCCUGCUACUAGAAUUCUUAAAGAAAACCCCGGCUUUCUCAAAUGAAUCCCUGGAACGUGUUCAUGGCGGCCACUCUCCUCAUUUAGCAUUUGGAUCAUUCUUUUACCCCCAUCUCCUCCCCCUUUAUUCUUCCAAUGAUAAAUCAGUGCGACAGGUGCCUGGUUCCAUUGACUAAGGGACUUAUGGCUGGAGGGCGCGGGUUUGCCAGCCGUGGGGGCAUAACUCAGUCUAGGGGCUGGCUGUGUCAAAGGUGGAAGGCCCUGGAAAUCCCGGGCACCCACCUCCACUAAGCGACGAUAUUGUUAACUAAGAUGAGCAAGAAGGCGCCCCCAGCAAGCAAAAUGUGAGAAAUGCUUGCCAAAAGAAAAAGCUGGAUUUCACGUUUUUUAAGCCCAGGUGCUUAUACUAGGGAAUCUGUCAUAACUAUAGUCAGAUGAAAAAACAAACUGACUUCAUUGUCAUACAUCAUUAUCUUGAUACAUACUUUUAGGUUUCUUACAAUAGUGACAAAUCUCUCUCUUUACAGUUGAACGUCAGGAUGAGAGAAUCUCUGAGAUGAAGCGUGAAUACCACACACUUCAUGAAAGACACUCUGAGGUGCAAUUAUAUACACAAUAGUAGGCCAUAAAUAAAUAUUUUUUCCAGGAGUCACUUGGCUCUUAAAUAUUUCAAAACAAAACAGGAAAUGGUUUUACUCUGUGUUUGUUUUAGGUGUAUGUUGUAGUUAAUUUUUUAUUUCAGUUAAUGUAAGGUAAUGUAUGCUAAUGAAUUAAAAACAAAGGAAAAACAAAAAUUAAGUGAAAUGAAAAAUUAACUGCAACAUACAUCCCCUCCAGAAUUACCAGGUUUCAUCAUAUUCUGGUAAUAUGCAUGGUAGAUGUCCAGUCUGUCUUAAAGUAAACUCAGGAGGCAUUACAAGAGACUAUACAACAAAUAUUCUAGUUUUUUAUGACAUCAAGCAACAGCCUUUUUGUUGACUUAAGUGGCGAUCAGUUCCUCAGAUUAAUUUUUACACAUUUUCAAGGAUUCAUAAGGUCUUCUAUUCAAGGUGUGAUAGAGGAUUCUAGUCACCAAAAUGGCAAUAUAUUUUCAGCUUUUGUGCCAGUGUGGAAAAUUAAGGUUUAUUGGUGUCCAUGUUAGGCAAAAUUUGAUUCCAUGUGAUGUUUGAAUGCUAGUUUUAAUGAAAUAAAUGAUUGCCUAAGAAAGAGUGAUUCAAAUUACUUUUAAGAAAGUACUUUCUUAAUUGAACCGUCCUAAUACAAUAAUAAUUAUUGUAUUUUGGUCUCCAACUGUUACCCAUUGCCAUUGUCAGGAGGAAAUAUUUCAUGUAAGUGCCAGAAACCAAAGCAAGUUUCACCUGAUUUUAUUCACAAGCUAAGUUACAGUUGCUUCUACUGAUUGUAGCUCCUUCAUCAGCACAUGGAAAGGCUACAAAGAGAUGACAGAAAAGGUCCAGGAACACCUUCAGAUGGCACACCAAGGACACCCUUUAGGUAUCCCACAAGUACAAAUAAAUGUUAUGAUAAGUGAUCAUCAGAGAAGUUUCUGUAGGGAUAAAAAUUUAUUUAAAGAGUAUGGUUGGGGUGAAAAUUUCCAAGUUGAUCACUAAAUGCCAUUUGCCGAAUUAUGAAGACAAUCACAUUACUCCAUCCACCCAUUUUAAAUUUUAUCUCCUCCACUUCCAACAGCACAGUGUAAUUAUGUAAGUGUGUGAAAGUUUAUAUCUUAAAUUUUUGUAUUUUGCUCUGCUUGUUUUUGGCAUUUGCACAAAGCACUCCUAUAACAAAGUAGAGCAACAGGUUAGAGGUAUACUAUUUCCUUGGUUAUCUUGCUAAUGAGGAACUUUGUAGUCAGCUUUGGUCCUUUUUACCGCAACGUACUUCUGUCAAUUAAUAUUGUCCAUUAUGCUAAAGUUUCAAUAUUUUUGUUUUCUGUAGCAGGCCAAGAGCCACUUCUAAUACUGAUUCCCCACAAUCCCCAUCAUUGGGUACUCCAGUAAAUUCUCUAGGGGAAUUGAUUCCCCCUGAGAACUCCCCAAGACCCAAGACUCCUGACACAGAAAUGCCACUGUUUCCAAUCAAGGUGAAUGCAAAUGAGCUGUCUCUCGAGGAAGAACAGCUUGCUAAUGAAAGAAAAGGUAGGUGUCUUGUCAUGCUGAUCUAGUUUCAGGGCAAUGCAAAUUGUAGCCUGUGCCACAGAUGGAUCUAAACUUCUGGUUCAGUCUUUUUGUGCACCAGGCCCAAAAUCCUUUUCCUGGGUCCCCACCUGUGUAACAGGAUUUGGGUCUGGGCCAGGGCUGUCAAUAAGGGCUGGUAGCCGGCCAAAACCGCCAGCUAGUUAGCCAUCCUUAGCCAGCUACUUUUAUCUCCUUCUACCAGAACUGCUAACAAAAAAUAAACACCAUCAAAUAAAAUUGUAAAGCAUCUGUUUCCCAGUUUUGAAUGACACUGACCUCAUAUUUAAACAGGUUUAGAUAUGUGGAACGUUUGAACCGUGCGAUGUUGUGGAUUGCGUGGGACAUUUCAACGGCAUUGUUCCCAGUGUUGCAUGUAUUUUGACGAAAAAACAUGGCAUCUGCAGUGGAAAAUACCUCUUGAAAACCCCUGAAAAUGCCAUUUUCGAGAUUCUAAAUUUCAAAAUGUUCCUAGAUCCCUGGUCCCUCAAGAACUUGUGCCUUUGGUGUGAGUUCGAAAGCUGACUACCAGCCAUUACAAGCCCGCUACUUAAAAACUUUUUGACAACUCUGGUGUGGGCCCUGAUUGGCCUGUUAAAAAGCCAUUGCUAAAACACCUUUCUAGUAAUUUGUUGAGCCUGUUUCGGGCCCAGAACAGGGCUAUUGGCACUGCUUAUAGGCAAUUUAAAAAGCUGAUAAAAAAAAGUGUGGUGGAAUCUUGAUUAUUUGUUCUCAGAGGAACUGGGGUAAAAAGCUUGGGAAAUGAAAAAGACCAGGUAAUUGAAAAGAUAAACAUUUGUCUUGUAGUGACCGUGUCCUCAUCAUUUCUGCCAUCAUUUGUCCUGCAGCAUUGGCUAGAAUUUAAUAAUAUGAUCUAAAAUAAUUAAAGGUUAGGGAAUUGCAUGCAAGAUAUAUUUGAAUUGCUCCAAUACUGUGCUUUGCGUAAGGUCAAAAUGUGCAUGAUCAGUUUACAAGUGACAGAAGGUCCAAACAAGUCUAAAUGAAUGCUGGUUACAUUCAAGCUGCAGUGUUCUCCUUAUAGGGAGGUAACUGGUAAAAUUUACCUCUUGAAGCAACACUUCUUACAGUCUGCAACCCGCUUGAAGGUUUACUAAAAUUAAAUAAACUGUUUUAAAAAAUGAACAAGUUGUGAUCCGAUCUGAUUCUCACAAGGAAAUGAAUGAAUAUAUCAUUAUGGAAAACUACUUAAGUAUACACAGCUUUUCUUUUUAUGGGCCAUGUAAUUUGAAAAGAGAACAUUGAAGAUAGCGUAAAAUUAUUGGAAUCAAACAUUUUAAAUAAUGUUGUCUAAAGAUAACAACAGCCAAUUUGCGUAAAAUAGGAGGGAAUGACAUUUCAGAGAACUUACCCCCUAAAUUUCCAAGCGAGGGUGGGCUGUGUCGCUCACUACAGUCUUGACAAUUUGAAUGGAAUUAUCCAAUUUCUGAGCUGAAUUAUAAACAUCUGAACAAUAUAAGGUAUUUUCUGUAUACAAUGAUAAUAUUUUCCCAUUUUUUCUUGAAUUUAAUGUGUUUUCCAUAGAGAACUUCACUGGACGUUACAAACAAUGUCGUGCAUGACCAACCACGACAGUAAAGCUGGUAAAGUGACCCGAGUGGUGGGGUAACCCUACCUGAGAAAUUUUCAUGUAAACCAGAGUUAACUUUAAAAACCACUUGCUAGGGUAACCCUAACGCAAGGGUUACCCUCUCUCCUUGUAAACAGGCCCUAAGAAAAUAAAUAAAUAAAAAGAUUCAGAUGACACAUUUCUUAUACCUACUGCUCACAGUAUUUACAGGGCUAAUUUGACGGAUAGUUUUUUUCUUGGUUUACUUUGUGUAGCUAAAGGGAGUGACAAUACAUCUCGAGAUGCAUCUCCUGCUACUCAGAAUGGUCAAAUAGCUGAUGGUGAAGUUUGUAUUUCCCCAAGUGCCACUGCUGGUAAAGUGGAUUUGAACAGUAGCGAUGUUGUGACCAAAGGUUCGCGUUCAAGCACAACAAGUUCACUACAAAGUUUAGAUACCAAUACCUGUAAUGUUUCAGACGUGGACAACAUGCCAAUCAUGACUGUGACAGAUGUUGAAAGGGCAAUGUCUGGAGAGGCCCAUUCCCCACCUGAUGGAGACUUUGUUCAUCUGAGUAAUGAUGCAGUAGCCAUCAUGGCCUCGACACCUGAACUGAACCCUAAUGUUUCAUCCUCCCCUAUUGACGUAGUUAGGAGAGCAGGGUCCAGGCAAGCUGAACGUCCAAUUUCCUUGGACUUGGAGUCACUGCCAGAAGGAGUAAGUGCACACUCAAUAUUUGCAGAACUAUCCAGUCAGGAACCUGACAUUAUUGGGCAGGUGGACACGGGUGCUGAUAUUACAGCCAUGGUAGGAGAAUUGGACACAGUUUUGAAAGAAAACAAAGAGUUACUACAAGUCAAGUAAGCCUGGCUUUUCAAGAAUUCCAGUAAAAUAUUUUUUGCAUAAAAAUCUGUUAGACUGUAGUUAAUCCUUCUAUUUAUGGUUUACCUUCUAGAACCAGGCUUGUUACCCAAAAGAAUGACCUUCUUAAAAGGGUUGAAGAAUUGUCAAAGUAAGUAAGCCUCAUUAACUGUUAAUGUGAGGAUAAGAAUUUAAAGCUACUUGAUAAUUUGUCGCAGCCACCACACCUGCUGGCAGAAGUAUUUGAAACACCUGGUGAAAAGGCAAAAAUGUUCCCCAAAUGUCAUCUAUUUGUCACAAAUUUGUUUUACUUUUUGCCUUGAGUUCUUUGCGUUCACAUAUUUGGAUAUAAAGAAGGCAGAAUCAUCCUUAAAGUAGCUUUAGAAGUAGUCAUGAGCCAACUUUGUUUCAGUAAGAAUAUCACUUUUUUUUCUCUAUAAAUUGUAGGGAGUUUUUUUUCACAUUUCCUCCCCACUGGCAUCCUGUUAGAGCUUGGACUGACUUUAAGAUACUGCUGCUUACAUUUAAAGUAAUUCAUGGCCUUGCUCCUAAAUAUCUGAGUAAUUUAUCAAGCUUUAAGUAAUCUUCAUAUAACCUUAGAUUUUCAGGUAGUAUUUUACUUUCUACACCGGAUGUUUGAACUAAAACUUCAUUAGGUGACAGAGCUCUGGAACAUCUCUUCCCAAAGAGCUUCUUGCAAUUACAAAUGUCUGAAGAAGUAUUUUUUGAGAUCUGUGUAUUGGUGAUUGAUUUUAUUUUAUUUACGUAAUUUUUGUGCAUAUAAACUUUAUAUUUUUUAUUAUUAUAUAGAGACGAGUGUUUUACUGGAAAAUAUGCCACUCGUAAUAUUCAUAAAAACUACAUCCGGGACCCGAGUGGUUUAUUUUCCAUAAUCUCACACGUGAGUUUAUCAAUGAAGUAAUUUCGGUAAUUUCCCUCCAAAAUUUGUAGGCGUUUUGCGUCCUUUGAAUUUUAAUUACCCAUUUUUCAAAAUUUUGCUUAUAUUUUGUCAUUGUAGAGCCCUGUUCAGCUCAGUGUUAUUUCUCAAGAUUAUUGUAAACAAUGUCAUAUAUUGCUGUACUGUAAAUUUGAGCUGUCACAAUUACUUUUUGGCGAAUAAAAAUCUAUUAUUUUAUCAAUGUCUUUUUGUCUAUAUAAUAAAAAGAACAUUACACGACGGCUUGAAGAUAUGAACUUUAUUUUCUCGUGGCAAAAACAAUAUUUUACGAACGAGCACAGCGAGUGAGUAAAAUAUUGAUUUGCCACGAGAAAAUAAAAUUUAUAUCUUCAUGCCAACGUGUAAUAUCCUCUAUUUAUCUUUUUUCUGUCCCUCGUAAUGCAUUGUGGGUGUAAUGCACAACUGAUCAUUCUCAUGUUAAGUUGCACACAUUAAGUUCGUACAUUAUUAUUAUUAUUAUUAUUAUUAUUGUUAUUAUUAUUAUUAUUGUUAUUAUUAUCAUCAUUAUUAUUAUUAUACAAGCAUUCUAUUUUUUGCUCAUAAAGAUGUCCGCUUCUUAACAUGUCACAGUUAAAUUGAAAUGCUAAUCUGCAACUGGGCAGAAUUUUGCUUUAUGUGUGGCCAUUUUUUUACAUAAUUAUUCUAGUGAUAAGGAGCUGGCUAGAGAUGAAGUUGAAGCCCUUCAGGAUACCAAGAACAGGCUGACAACUCACAUCUCAGAGCUUGAACAACAACUCAAGAGGUAGCUUUGAACUAUUAGUUUCUUGUGAUAAAAGAUAAUUAAAAAUGUUUUAAAUCCAAUGUAACGUGCAUGUUUCUUAAUUCAAUAUAACUUGACAGUUCAGUUCAGAAUUAUAAUAAGUGAAUAAAUAGCUUUACUAGGGCUGGUAUUGAGUUUGUAUCAAAUUUUAGGGAUUAAAAUUGGGAUUUGUUAUUUAUUUUUAUAAAUAAAAAGCAAGUGAAAGUGAUGAGAUGAAGGAAAAAUUUUUAUCUCCUGAUGAUGUCAUUGUGUAGUUUCACAUAUUAUAAUAUAUGAAGCAACAUUUUGCAAAUAAUUGCAAAUACGGUGAAAACCCACAAGAACCUUGUUUUUAUGAAACUGUUACGCUGAAAACGUGACCCCCUCUAUACCUUAACCGUUUAAGCAAAAAUUUGAAAUAUAUUCUGAGCUUUUAAAUGUAUUUUAAAAAAAUGUGACUGUAAACUUGCGCAAAUAAGACACCUCAACAUUCAGGAUGUUCUUAGAUGUAGAUGCCCUAUCACUCCAAUUGACAUGUAAACGCAAAUGUGAAAAAAAUUUUUUAUUUCUUAUGUGAACACUUAAUAUGUGGCUGAAGACCACUAAAUUCUAUUAGCUACAAUGCAAUUUAAUUUUUCUUCAGAAAAAUAGAACCUAUUUAAAAAUCUAAAUGGUAUGUAUGGUUACAGGCGCAAAAUUCAGUUUACAUUUUUCUCUCCUUAGGGUUAAAAUGGAUGCCGAAAAAACAACUGUUGCAUUAAAAGAGGUAAAUAUACUGCCUUCAGUAUUGGAACUAACACUGGUGCCAAAUAUACAAUUCUGUUCUAUGCAGAGAAAUGUUUCUGCAACAUGUAUUUUUGAAAUUAAUGUAGAGUCAACUGAUCAAUUGUUUGGAGAUAUAGCUUGUGGAUUCUAUUUAUUGUUUCGAAGCAUUUGGAACAUUUCUGGUAAAUAUUUAGACCAUUUGAGAGUGUUGUUUUCUAGGCUAGUGUGUCAGCAGCUCAUCGAAAGAGGUUCACACGAGUAGAAAUGGCCAGAGUGCUAAUGGAGAGGAAUCAGUACAAGGAAAGACUGAUGGAACUUCAAGAAGCUGUGAGAUGGACAGAAAUGAUCAGGUACCUAUUCAAUAAAACAGUAGUUGAACUUCUUCAUGUACUGCUGAUGUUUUGUUGAACUCCGACUAAACUUAUAUAAUACCAUAACUGGAAAACUGGGAAAACAAAAUGUUAGGUAAUCAUGGCUUUUUAUUACUACCAGUAGUUUUACAAAGCUGUAUUCUGUCAGUGUACAAACAGUUAGAAUUUUGUAUACAUUUGACAUUUCAAAAGUAUAAUUCAGGGUGGUUGUAGCUCAAUUCCUUUGAAAUAUGAAUCAGAGACCAGGUCGUAACCUUAAUUCCAUUUUCAUCUUUAACAUACCUGUUUCUCAGUACUCCUGAAGUAAUAAUCUUUUAAUUUUGUAGGGCAUCAAAGGAGAGAAACCUUGAAUUGCAACAGAAGAAGAAAUCAUCCAUUUGGAAAUUGUAAGUUGCAUGGUUCUUGUGAAGUAAACAAGGAGUAAUGUCAAAAAGGUUACACUAAGUCGCAGGCAACUUUUGCAGCUCUUAUAAAAAUCUUGAAGGGGGAUUUUAUUCUUCCUAGGUUCAAAGCGACAUUUGAACUUACUGGAUGCUUCCUGCAUAAGCCCAACUUUAUCUCAAAAAUUGACAUGUUAUGUCGGCUUUGCAGAACAUUUUCAAGAACAUUUUGAAAAGGGUGAACGAAAGAGUUUGGAGGAGAGUGGUUUUAAGCUGAUACUGCCAAAAUAGAUAGAUUUAAAAAUCUGCUGAACAGUUAAGGUUACCAGAUAUCUUCAGGGGUGUCUCGUUUGCAAGUGAUAAAGCAUGUUCCAAGUGAAACUGCUUAUUAUAGCUUAUUGAACUGGGUAUCAUUAAUAAACAAAUAAUUUAAAAAAACCCUGAAGUGUUGAUUGUUUUGUGAUUACAAUAUUAUUCACCCACACUUAGUGGAGCUAAUUGAGGAACAGGGGAAGAAGUCCUGCAAUCAUUUUUGUACUUAGUAAAACUGGAAUCACCUGCUUUGGAAUGACAUAGAACAAACUAACCACAAAAUAAUUUUGCUAUUAGUUUCAGCAACCUAUUUGGUCCAUCUCCUAAGAAACCUGCUCCUCCCAUGGUCAGUAUCAGAUACAACUCUCCUCAGUUGGAGGGAGAGAAGCCUCCUGCCUCUCGACGUAGUAAUUCUUUGGAUUCAGGAUCUGCACCUGGUGCUGCCGCUGCAACUUCUGGUGGUGGAGGAUUUGGCAGCGAAAAGUAAGACAAAAAUAAUCGUUGUAAAAAGCUUUCUUUACAUUUGUAUUAGUGGCUCUAUUAGCAGCAUAGCAGAGCACCAAGCACACUCUGCCAUCGAGUUUGUCAUUGACACUUCUGUAACAGUUGUUUUUUCAGUGUAGAGGAAUUGUUCCAAUCCCAACUCUUUAGCCUUAAGGAGGGGUGGUCCAUUGUUUUACUGUAAAUCCUUGGUGGAAAGUGCUUGUUAUAAAUUAAGAAAUUUAAUAAAGCCAAGUGUUCAGCACUAUUUGUAAGCAUCAUUUGAAAUAGGGAAAUUUUCUAUUUGACAACAUUGAAGGUCAUUGGCUUUUUAAAAUGACUGACAUUGCAUAUAAAAACAACGUUUAAGCUUCCCUUUAAUUUAGAAAGCUGUUUGAACGUUUCAGUACCAGCAGAACACUUUUCCUGGUAUCAAUAGAUUAGUGUUUUCUUUUUCCAUAUUUCCAUCAGUGUUCAAUUUGCAACUAUCUCCUCAAGUUACACACUCCCACGAGAGACCUCUGAAUCAGUGAGUCUCAGGCUCAGUAGCCUGUGCCAGGCUCUGAGAUAUUAUAGUGGGACGCGUGCUACUUGGGAAAGGGGGCAGUGGUGGCAGCCCCCGCUCGUUUUUUGCAUUUCUUUUUGCUGAACAACUUUUCACCACUAUCUCAGAGCCUAGAAUGGGCUACAGACUCAGGGGUGAGUGAUCUAUGAUGGAGACAGAUGAAUUUCAUUCUAGGGGGUACUUAUUUAAGAUAAUCAGACUCUGUCAAGGUUCUUGAAGCUUAGACUUCUUCUACUAUCUGGGACCAUGUUCAUUUCAUUAAUUCAUUCUAUUUUCUUUCAUCUGUAGCUUUGACAGGCAGAGGCUUGUUGACAGAAGAGAGCGCUACAGACAAGUUAGGGCAUUUCUCAACUCAGGUAGGUCUGUGCUAAAACAUUAAAUUCAGGUUUUUGGAUUUUUUGACUGUAAAUCACCAGAAAAAAAGUCUUGUUUCUCUUAAGAAUGACAAAUGCAGUGAAACUUUCUCUGCUUUCUCUGUUUUACAAAACAUAAUGCCAAUUUUAUCGAAGAUUCAACAUUUUGUCCUACUACCGUCCAAUUUUUUCUUAACAGACAACUUUAUAAGAUGAACACCUCUGUAAAACAGACACCUAUUGUUGGUCCUUGCCUUUCUUUACUCCCGUUAUUCUGCUCCCUAUAGGACGGACAUCACUCUUAAAUUACAGUGUCCGUCUUAGAGCGAGCUGGAGAGAAAACAGUUAGAAAAGCUCUCAGCAGCAUCCACCAUGUGAAUGAAGGAUUGCAUUCAAAAGUUGGUUUACAAUAUUGACAUGAGCCAUUUCUGCCUUCAGGCUUAUGAAGACCAGAUGUAAGAACUUAAACAUUGGGAUUCUGAGAGAAAUAUGCUGACUCAAUUUUUUAUUGCCUUGAAAGUCAAACUUGGUAUUAAUAUCUCCUUCCAGAUGUUCCUGAAGGUCGAAUGCAAGCUUAUGGAUGGAGUCUUCCUGCCAAAUAUUCAACCGAAGUUGCUGAAGGUGGAAAGAGUCUUGUGUCUGUUCCUGUACCAGUCUACUGUCGUCCUCUUAAUCUUAAUGAUCCCGGGAUGAAGGUAAAUAUUGCAUCCUUAAAUUUCUUACAAAAGUAGCCCAAAGGCAUUUUACUCUAGUACAUCCUUGUCACUUGUGUUAAAAGGAAUUAAGGACCUUUUGGUUUGUCAUCAUUGUACAUUGUCUUUUUUGUAAGUAUUAACACAGUGGGGCAGCACCAGCUCUUAACAAAACUCUUAACAAAACCCCCUCCCCCAGUUCAGUUGUUGCUAGUUCUCUGCCCUUCUCCAAGAAAUUUUUUCCAGGGAACCCUGGUUUCCCCUCUCCUCAGAAACCACCACUUCUAAAUUCCAAUUCAAUCAGGAAUGCAUGUACAUGUUGAAAACAAUCUCUUAAGAACUCCUAAGUGCUUUGUGGGUUAACAAAGUACAAUUUAUAUAAAUUGUUUGUCAUUGUACAGAUCUGGUGUGCUGCUGGAGUGGACCUGUCUGGUGGUAGAACAAAAGAUGGUGGCUCAGCUAUUGGUGCAAGCAGUGUAUUCUACACAGAAAGUGCUCGUGACCAGGAAGAAGGAGAAAAGGACCUGCAACAUGAUCCUAAGGUGUCCAUGGUUUGGAUUGGAAGUAGUACACACUCUUGUAGCAAAGUCACAGUGGUGGAUGCGAACUACCCUCAGAAUAUUUUAGAUUGUUUUAUAGUGUGCACGUCGCAUCUCUUGUGUAUCACACCAGUCCCUGGUGCUUCAGAAGGGGAUUAUCAAAGCUCAGAGUGGACUGUUGAAGGUAUAUAUUGACCAUGUCUUUAUCUACCAGUAACCCCUUUCAUUCGUACACCCCACUACAAUAAUUAUGAGGGACUAAUUUCUCCUCAUUGAUCCCUGAUCCAGGGUUCUCAUUAAGUUUUGAAGUUGAUAGCUAGGAUGAUAAAGCAGGCAGCUUGGUAGUCAGUUGCUGAAGGCAAUCUCAAGCUCUCGCUCUCUGACCUUACCCUUUUCCCCCAGAGAGUAGGUAGCAUAAGAUAUGAAGUAGGCGGUUUUUUAGCUGGUUGUGGUGCACUUAAUGAGAACCCAGAUAAUCAAAGUCAAAUAAGCAAAUAUACCAUCUAUAUGUCAAAAUGUUGUUUCAAGCGUUCUUUUUUCAAGUGGAUUUUAUACUUAGAUGUUCAGCUGACUUUUUCUGUUAGAUCCACUUCAGACAAAUGGAGACAAGGCGGAUUCAACAGCAAGUUCAAGCAAGACAGGAUUUUCUGACCCACUAGGUAUGAUGGUAUUUACAUGGUUUCUAGAAGGAGAGAUCAGUGUAACAUGCUUGGAUUAAAAUGGCCACCUACCCCUCCCCUAAACCAGUAUUAAAACUAACUUAGGGCAAACUGUUGGUUUAAGGGAGGUGUGGGGAAGGGUAGGUUGGGAAUUUCCUAGAAUGUAGCAUUUUUAAGCAUUUUAUGAUGCACUUAUAAGUUCCUUUUUUAAAUAUCUUUCCAGUAGUAGUUUUGAUUUUUAAUACAGGACUGAGUUGUUCAAAGCUGGGUUAAGAUAACCCAGGGUUAGUGCGAGAUUUGCAUUCAGAUUUGAAAGCUUAAAAAGCAUUUCAGUUUUAAUUCUUUUUGUCUACAAGUUGAGAUUGGAAGCUCUAAAAAUAACAGGGAAAAUUAUCCGAGAAAAUGCGUUUGAACAUAAGAAAAAGGAAACUGGGGUUGAGCGCUAAUCGACCUUGAACAACUGGGCCUAGUUUGUAAAGAUUUUAAAAUAUAUCGUAACUCUUGAAUUAGUUCUUUCUGUAUCAAUGUAUUUGAUAAAAUUAUUUCAGGUGUCCAGGGACAGGGAUCAGAUGGUCCAACAGUGACAGAUAUAACAGCUGGAGAGAGUAUGUCGCCACUGGCUGGACACAUGGACGGAAUAGAGAAAAUGAGUAGUGUACUGCCCACAAUGUGGCUUGGAGCACAAUCAGGCUGGUAAGAGCAACAGCAUCCAUCUCUGCAUUACAUUUAACACUUUUUCUAAUUUUGAGAAAAUAGUUUUUUUUAUAAAGCCAAUUCUCAAAAAAAAGAAAUAGUAAAGCAUUUAGAAGCCAACAUGAUUCUAUAAAAUCAAUUUAAGUGUCUUCCAUUGACUUGUGGUAGUUCCCUUUGUCACUGGCCAUCUCUGAGAAAAGGGCUGCAAAAUUAAUAAUGUUUUUUUCCUUAAGGGACAUAUGUCCAGCUAAGACACCUGAACUCAGUUUGGGAGGCAUCAUGCAUCUUUAAUGAAAAUUGUGCAUAGUAGUUUCAGGAUUCCCUGGUUGACCGGUUAUUGCCACAUAUUCACUGCAACAUUGUUAUUUCAUUGGUACAACCAUUCACGUGCACUGAAGGUUGAUUAUGUUGAUUAUGUUGAAAUUUAAUGCAGUUAACAACAAGAAGAACCACCUCUUGUCAGUCAUCGGUCAAUGUGGUGGUGUAAGCAUGGUCAGCCUUGCUUGCAUCAGCUCCAUGUGCUUAGUACAAUGCUUUCAUGGAGACCACUUGCUUUGUUUAACCUUUGGAUUGUGCUUUUCCCCACCCCUUCCCCCUUUAUUUUUCCACUAAUAAAUCAGUGUGACAGGUGCCUGGUUCCAUUGGUAUGGGAGCUCGUGGCUGGAAGGUUCAGGUCUACCAGCCAUGGUAGCGUAACUCCCUCUAGGGACUGGCUUUGCCAAAAAUGGAAGUCUCUGGAAACAUUGUACGAUGAGGGAGUGUUAAUGUUAGCUCUGGGGCUGGUUAACAGCUUUCAGCCAGUCAGCCAGUCAGCCAGUCAAUGAGAUGUUAGUUGCCUUAGAGGGUAUCAAAGUACAAAGUAUAUUCAUUUUUUAAUUGCUUAAAUUAAUAUCCUGUUGCUUGUUUUUUUUUCUUGCAGUGUGUAUGUUCAUUCUGCCAUAUCUGACUGGAAGAAAUGUAUACACUCCAUCAGAUUAAAAGACUCUGUGCUUAGUAUUGUGUAAGUGUAUAAUGUUUUUAUUUAAAGAGAGGUGUAAUCUUGGCAGAACCUCCUACCCCCCCUUUGUAAAAACAAUGGGUAUGCUUCUGUAGGCUUUAUGGGAGGUUCAUACAUGACAAGUGUCCUGCAUACUGCUCGUAUAGAGCGGUUUUCAUUUGAGUAUCGUAAAACCAAAACCAAAGUAAUUACUCUAGCCAAUCACAAAGGACACAGACAAUACAGUGAACCAAUUAAAACUCGAAGUAAUUACAUGUAGCUGACGCAAAGCGCGGGAAAAUGCAUGCGAGCGUGACACAAUUGGUUUUGGUUUUCCUUCUGAUUGGAUAAAAAAGUGACGCGAAUCUUUUAAGCCAAUCACGUAGCGUAGUAAACGCAAAACCAAUUACCUUUCGACACUCAAAUGAAAACCGCUCUAAUCUAGCGAGUUAAUAGAUGAAGAAAGGUGGUAUCGUUAAGCUUGAUUAAAAGAUGUCACCAGUAUACCAUCCAUUUUUCUGGUUUCUGGACUUUGGAAAUAUUCCUUUAUAGGUGGUAUGAUUUUCCUGCAACAGAAAGUCUCUUCUAUUUUCAAGUCCCUUAUAAUAUUUCAAAAAAAAUUCAGUAGCCUUUUUCAGGAAUUUCAUUGAGGUUGUGCGGACAAUGCAAAAAAAAAGUGAGCAGGAAAAAAACAGCAAGUGGGUAGGGGGGGGGGGGGCAGUAAGAAGAUAUUGAUCAGGACUUUGUUGAAUUAUAGCGGAGAGACAUUGAGUCCUGUCAAUGUCUUUUUUUUAUUUUUUAAUUCAAUGCUUUGUUUUUUUCCAGUUAUGUUAAUUCUCGUGUAUUAGUUGCCUUGGCGGACGGUACAGUUGCUAUCUUUCACAGAGCUUCUGGUAAGUUAAUAUUAGGGCCAUUUAUACGAGGAAAAAUAAGACGCGUCUUACAUAAGACGCGAACUUUCCGUAUAAACGGCACAUUUCGUCUAAAAUAAGACGCGGCUUAGCUAAGACGCGUCUUAUUAGAUAAGACAUGCUCGUAUAAACGGUACAAUUCGCGUCUUAUUUUUGCUCGUAUAAAUGGCCCUAUUGUAGUGAGCUUUAAUAAACUUGAAUAAAACAAAUUGAUCUGUCCACGAACAAAUAAUACAGUAAAAAUUAAACCUUGGACUGUGGAGAUUAUACCAGCCUGCGGACACGGACGUAUUUCCAUUCGUCGCUUUUCUCCACCCAACCGGUCAACAUGACUGGCGAGUGGAGCUUUUGGCCGUCAAGACGCCAUUCUGGCCAGAAAUGGUCUGCUGACCGGUCGUUAUUUUGAACCCUGUGUCAUUACUGGGGUAACUGUAGCGUAAAGGGUAUGAACAGAUCAGUCUUGUCGUGCAAGUUGCACAAAGUAUCAUCAAGACAAAACCACAAGUGAACAUGUUUGUUAUUUAUUUCAGAUGGCCAGUGGAACUUUAACAACUAUCAUUUGCUGGAUUUGGGCCGGCCGCACCACUCUAUACGCUGUAUGUCUGUAGUGCAUGAUAAAGUAUGGUGUGGAUACCGCAACAAAAUCCAAGUGAUACACCCACGCAGCAUGAAAGUUGAGGUACAACAGUAUAGUUUAAUGGCCUUUUUUCGAUGGCUGACAGCAGCUUCAUUUAUUAGCACUUCUUCGUUGAUUGUUCAAUACUGCUACUCAUUUUUCACAAACUUGGGGAAUGGGUUCAGUGCCACCUUAAAGGAGCUGUGUCACGAAAUUCAGUCAAAUUAGGAAGUCACAAAAUGCCCGUUAAAUUAAGAGAAACAUAAAAAUAACCGCUUAAAACUUUAAAGGAAGGUUAAAAUAACAUAACAGAAACAACAGAUGCCACCGAUGGGCAAAACUGAAGAAGACUGAAACGGAUUGAAAUUAGGGUUUUUGAAAACUGUUCAGCCUAACAGUUUUUCAAAGUUGAUCCCUGCUGCUUGCAACUUCAAAAAUAAUGCUCAGGAGAUAUAUUUGUUUGUCUAGGAUCUCUGAUUUUGUCAUUUACAUGUAAUUUCUUUGCUUACUUUAAGUUCCAUGGCGAUUGAGGGCGAGUAGUUGGCAAAAUUAAACAAAAUGAACUGGACUGCCGUGACACAGCCCCUUUAAGUUUUCAAAAAAUAAGGUGGCUCUUUACCUUAACCCGAAGGAGAAUGCAUAACUUAUUUUGUAGUUCAAAAGGUCAAGGAGAGCACUGUUCUACUAUAUUUUUCAGAAAACUUUCGAUGCUCACCCGAGGCGUGAGAGUCAAGUCCGUCAGCUUGCAUGGAUAGGAGAUGGUGUGUGGGUGUCUAUUCGUCUGGACAGUACACUGAGACUGUACAAUGCUCACACGUACCAUCAUUUACAGGACAUUGAUAUUGAACCGUACGUCAGCAAGAUGCUCGGUAAGCGCUUCUUUUCUUUCCACUUAACCCUUCUCAACCUGCGAAUACACUGAAUUCAACACGGCCGUCUCUCCUUUUGUCGACGCUUCUUAAAUCUCAUAUGGCGACAUUGAGUUUUGGCCGUUGAAGUAAAAACUCUGUAGAGUGCACUUUCAUUCGGUUACAUUUUCUUUUUAGCAUUUUAGACACAUGGUAGCCUUGCCACCAACUAAAUCGCCAACAAGAAUAGAACUUAGCAUAGUAUUGUUUUGAACCUUAAUGUACGGAAAUUUCUUAACCGUUACUUUAUUUUCAUAUUUCAAAGAAAUGACUAGUGGUUGUAAAACGUUUCUGCCAGUUUAUAAAUCUAUGAAAUGUCAAAGUUUACAUUCACUGUACCUAUGCAUGUAUUGUUAGUAUUCGCAAUAUCAAGAGCAUAAGACGUUCGACACAAGAAUCGUCGAUUAGGAUCGACAGAUUUGUAUUUUGGUCGACUUCAGAUUCGAAUAAGCUUGACGAAAAAGUAAAAAUCUUAGGUAAGUAAUCCUAGGCAUUAAAAUGUGUCAAUUUUUGCAGAAUUAUUCGUGGCGAUUCGUUUGUGGGGCGAGAUGACCGUAAACCAUUUUGUUUCACCUCUGUGUCCUCACUUCCCGACCCAGUGGUCCAAAGAUUCGUUAGAACUGAAACUGUCUUCGUUAUUCUUAUUUUGCGUCUGUUAAUUUUAUUUCAGGUACAGGAAAGUUAGGCUUCUCGUUCGUUCGUAUCACGUCACUGAUGCUAACCAACGAUCGUCUCUGGGUAGGAACCGGAAAUGGCGUCAUUCUCUCCGUUCCUCUUGUUGCUGCUCGUCCCGCAAGGGAUGACGGGGAUGCAGCAACAAGUUCCCCAGGGACGGGAGGGACAGGAGGUCCUGGAGGAGCAGUUAGAGUAUACAGUAAUGAAGGCAAAGAUGGCGAGGCACCCAGGGGAUCAAGCUUUAUGCCUUACUGUUCUAUGGUGAGUUGAUUGCAGCUUAUCAAAAACUCCAAAAUCUCCAUUAUACACUUACACAUUGGGUGUUUUGUUACAUUCCUAGACUUUCACUUCAACGGCGACAAAGAAUAAAGAACGAAUUAAGCAAUGUCGACUCGGUACUUAUAAGGACACAUUUUAUUUUCUCAAUCGUUGAAUGAAUGAUUUACAUUUUACUUUCCCUGUGUUAUUUGCCUCUUGUUCCUCCACUAGCCGCUGUUUCUCUUCUUGGAUAACUUCGAAAAUCAUUGCACUUUCAUUGCGACUCCAUGUUUGUGUUGUUGUAUUGAUUCACGAAAGUGAAAGUUUGAAAUGUUUUUUGCCGCCUUUCGUCACGCGUCUUUUCUUCAUGCUCUGAUCACGUGCUGUUACAUUCUGAGUGUAAGUGGGGAACAAUUGCUCAAAUGAAUCACUAUCAGGAAACAUUUGAAUUUAUUCAGGUCCACGUGACUAAGAAUCAAUCAAUGACGGUCCCUGUUUAGUUGAGUGAAAGUCGAGGGAUAUAGCAAUGAAGACUUACUUUUUACUGUCUAACACCUUGUGGCUAACUUUGUUUCAGGUGAACGCGCAGUUGUCAUUUCACGGUCACCGUGACUCGGUCAAGUUCUUUGUAGCGGUACCGGGUGCCAUGAAGAAAGUACCUCAACCCGCUACCUCGUCCUCAAGGUCAGCAAGUCCCAGUGGACUGUCGGCCAAGUCCAGCCCGGAGAGGGCUGUAACCGAGGCCAUGCUAUUGGUGUUGUCUGGUGGAGAGGGUUACGUAGACUUCCGGUUAGGAGACGGCGAGGAGACUGCCUUGGAGGAACAAGGAGGCGAUUUGAUAUCUGUCACAACUCGAGGCCAAUCAACCAAUGAGAGGAGUCAUAUCAUGGUUUGGCAGGUGUCAAUCACAUGAUAGCUUUCUUGCUGAACAACACAGCGGUAGAUAAUAAAUUCUUCAUAAUUAUUUCUGGAAGCGCUUUUUAUUUGUAGGUAGGCAAAUUGAUUCAUUUCACGGCGUAAGUUUAUUAAUUUGCAUUACACGUAGUCUGUUCAAAGCUUCCCUUUUGCACGAUUAUCGGGAACGAGCACCUACUUCUUGGCUUCAAAUAUACCGAGUCUCAACCUCGUCCCCUGAGUUUGCCUUGUCCCUAGGCUUCAUUAUUGUGCGCGGUUGAUGUGUUUCGGGUCACGUGGACCGAGAAAGUUUUUGAGUCGGAUACGUCACCGAAAUGCAUUGACCGAGAAGGUCGCUCGUAACGGUGAGCGCUCAAUCUCGACGAUCUUACGAAAAAUUUAUAGGGUACUGUGAACAGUCUACAUUACCCGUGUAUAAAAUACACUCCCAAGUUUACAAAGCUUCAUUUUAGCACCAUAAAAGACGAUUUAUGUUAAAUAUUGAGUCAUCAUAUUACAUAAAUUUGUAAAUAAUUUUCAAACUAAUUUCUAAAGUUUCAGAAAGUAUUUUUGGUGGUCCGUUAAAUUAACUAUUAACGCUAUUUUGUCAGUUGUAUUACCUACCGUCUGACUAGUCUAACUUAUAUAAUACAAAUCAUUAUAUCAUAUACAAUUAUUAUUAUUGCGGGUUAUGUCCAAGGUCAUAUUAGUCCUAGUGCGAAUCAAAAAGUGGUUCAUCAAAGUUAUAAAUGACACAAAAAUGUAAUGUUUAUUCUCCAGGGAAAGUUGUACCUUCCGUAGUGAAUUAUACUGUAUGGCUCAAAGAAAAAUAGUUUGGUUUCUUCACCUUAUAACAAAAAAAUUUCGGAGGAACAUCGAGUGUUCUGUACAAUGUCUUGUGGAAAGUUCCAAGGGUUAUUUACCUUGCAAGCAGAGGUUUCUUUCUGGAAUGGCUUUAGCAUUUACAAAGUCUUUCGCGUCGCUUGCUAGUCGCGUAGUUUUUUUUACCCGACGGACAAGCCACGCGAACGGCCUUAAAAAUAUCAAAAAACCACAGGAAGGAACCCCUUCUCGCAGGGUAAGGGUCAUUCUGAGAUGCGUACAAAAACUGAUGGUUCCCUUUCCACCCCUUUCAAAUGAUACAAAUACAUCUUAAGCCUUUUCUCUCAAGUCCAAAUUAUGUAUUAACUUUUGUAAUUUUCAACCAUUUGUAGUUUGAAAGUUGCGACCAAUCCUUUUGGUUUUGAUCUUGAAAAAUAUUGAGUAAUAUAUGUUUUUAGACUUUAGUGAAAUAGUUAUUUUUUCGUAUAAUUUCAGAAUCUCGAUUUUUGUACACGGGUGAAAAGGCAAAGAUGCUUGCAAGGAAUUUGGUUGUAAGCAUUUCCUCUUUCGUCUUUCAUGGUCUUAGAUCCUGAAAUAGUUUUUUUCAAUAACAAGUAAUAAAAAGAGAAAAAAGGCAACCUAGACCUUACAAGAUUUAUUUAUUGUCUAUAGUUUUGCUCUUCACUUUAUUAUCUGGGGCUUAACAAAUAUAUUAGAAGAUUCAUUCCAAACUCCUUUACUUUAAACAUCGCUGUCAAUAUACUAUAGUAGUAAAUGAACAAAUUCAGCAGGACAAAAGAUCUGUCUGAGACGUAAACAAUAAAACAUGC
This is a messenger RNA of Porites lobata, 22521 nucleotides long. Lineage: Eukaryota; Metazoa; Cnidaria; Anthozoa; Scleractinia; Poritidae. The record is from the annotation of a GenBank genome assembly.